AUGUCAAUUUCAGAACACAUCAACUCGGCCUUCUUUCAGCAAGACGACAACAUUCAAAAAGCUAUGAUCAAAACUGAUUUGUACCGUGAAUCAACGGUGACUUGCUACACACUAGAAAAUUGUCUCACUCCCACUGAAUGUCAAGAAAUUAUUCGUGUCAUGAACGUCAUGGGCUUUGACAUUAAAUUUUCGGGCAAUAGAUUGUGUUGUAGAAAUGUGUUUAAUGAUGAAACGUUUGCCAAUUUAUUAUUUGAACGAGUUAAAACUUUUUUGCCACAAACACACAAAUACAUGGGAAUUGAUCGUCAUCUCUAUGGAUUAAAUCCUCAAUUCCGUGCCAUUAAAUACAAGGAAAUGAAAUCUGGACAUAAAUUUGGUCGUCACAUUGAUUUUUCCAAUAGCGAUGGAUUUGGACGAAAGAGUUUUUAUACAUUCAUGAUAUACUUGAACGAUGAUUUUGAGGGAGGUGAAACUUUAUUCACAAAGAAAGGAUUUGAGCUCACGUUAAAACCCAAAACAGGAAUGGCCAUCAUCUUUGAGCAAGACAUUAAGGAACUUGAGCAUGAAGGUUUACCAGUGACAGGACCUUUGGAAACCUCUGAAAAGUAUAUCCUUCGUUCGGAUGUAUUUUACUCUCCAAUGAACUAA
Naegleria lovaniensis is the source of this 648-nucleotide messenger RNA. RefSeq lists its product as uncharacterized. Gene Ontology annotation, biological process: peptidyl-proline hydroxylation to 4-hydroxy-L-proline. Gene Ontology annotation, cellular component: endoplasmic reticulum. The coding region runs from base 1 to 648 and encodes 215 amino acids. Lineage: Eukaryota; Heterolobosea; Eutetramitea; Acrasida; Naegleriidae. The record is from RefSeq and is a predicted model, not a curated record. Gene Ontology annotation, molecular function: iron ion binding; L-ascorbic acid binding; procollagen-proline 4-dioxygenase activity. The transcript has a single exon.